Molecule: messenger RNA, 1149 nt
Organism: Giardia duodenalis
Lineage: Eukaryota; Fornicata; Diplomonadida; Hexamitidae
Product: Zinc finger domain
Exons: 1
Coding region: 1-1149 (382 amino acids)
Molecular function (GO): palmitoyltransferase activity
Source: RefSeq, a predicted model, not a curated record
AUGAAAGUCCCCGAUGGAAAUAGUCUCGAGACACACGGGGUAGAGCCUGUUAGCACCGAGGAGGCCCAGCCUGUAAGUGUUGUAGAAUACUAUGAGAUGGUAGAAGCAGGAAAGCAGGCUGUGCGAAUAGCGAAAAUUGAACAACGGAAGAAGGAGGGGAAGCGCAUUCGUAGCGAAGGUGGAGCCUUUUGUGAGCAUGCAUCUGCAAUGUCUUUCAAUCUUCUUCUUACGACUGUCACCUUCUCGUGCCCAAUUGUCUGCACAUUGCACUUUGGAUGGACAUAUACCCGUGCUGUUUUCUUGUUGGUUUUCUUCUAUGGCGUCUUUUGCUACGGGUCGUCCUACUUUAAAGCAAUCUUCACCUCUCCGGGCUAUGCCCCAAAGGCGUUGAAUGUCGAGAAAGAGACAUGCAGCCAUGAAGCGUCUGAAGAUGAAGUGCUAGACAAAGGCUACUGUGAAACAUGUAAUAGGGUCCGAACAGAACGUGCCUACCACUGCAAAAUUUGCAGGGGGUGUGUUUUGAAACGUGACCACCACUGUCCCUGGAUAGGCUCCUGUGUAGGGUUUCACAACUUCGGCUACUUCAUUCGGUUCCUGAUGUUUGGUUUUAUAUGUUCUAUUAUGUCAUUCUCUAUGUUUAUACAUGCGUUUGUAAGAAUAUUUUUCUUUGACAAUGAUAUCCAGAUGUACGCUAUAGUACUGUGUCCGAUAGGCUUUAUAUUUAUUUUGAUCUCAUGUAUUUUGACUGCUGCCAUGUUCAGUAGCUCUAUAUCAUCUGUGUUGACCAAUGAGACAAUGGUGGAGAGACAAUUGAAUCAAGACUAUCGCACAUUCUAUGGUAUUACUAGCAAAGGAUUCCAGAGACCAUAUGACUAUGGCAGAAGAUUCAACAUGCAGCAAGUGUUUGGCGCCGAGUGGAAGCUUGCGUUAUUCACUCCAACGAAAAUAACACCAAUUGGGAACGGGAUUAGGUUUGAGCCCCCCGGGGUAGAUAGGCCAGCCCGUUUUAGAAGCGCUAUUCGUCCUGGGCUCCUCUUGGAGCAAUGCCGCACAAAAAAAAGAUCAAGGAAAAGGGGAAAGCAAAUGUCCGUGUCUUCAGGAGCUAUUUAUUUGGGAGUAGACCCGAUGCAAUCAACGGAUCACGAAUGA